UGUGCUGCGCCGGUGUACCGGGGCUUCUGUUGGUCUACACACCGGAGCAACAUGGCGGAGAGCUCGCGCAUCUCCGAGUUUACCGACAGUUCUCAAGCACAGGGAACAGUUUACUGUCCGGAUUCUUAAAGAAAUAACACAGCGGCACUCGGGUCAACAUGAGCGUCUGUACUACAGAGGUGAGAGUCAGUCCCUCGCUGCCCCCAGACCGGGUGCUCCGCUCCAGUACCGUCAUAUUCCCCGGUGUGUUUGAUCAGCUUGGAUAUGCACUGGUUGUUUUUCCAGCUGAGUUUCAGAGUAAACUGCUGUGUGACGUCACCAAAGAGGAAGUUGUAGAGUUUGUGUUUUACUGUCUCCACCUGCACAGUAAGAGCAGGUCAGAGAGUUUGGUGUCAGUGGUCGCUGAUCUGAGAGAAGCUUCACUCACUGUGACGAGACGCAUUGCUGAAAUCCUCCUCCUGCUGCAGCUCCACCGGCGCACUGUGCACUCCUUCUAUGUCGUUCAGCCCAAAAAGCGAGAUGUUCAGAAGCUGCUGCAGAAACUCUUGAGUUCGUCCAAAUGCUCGCCGGCGGUUAAGUGUGUGUUUCUCAGAGAAGUGUUUGAGCUCAGUAACUACGUGGAUCGCAGUCAGCUACCAGCUAAUCUAGGAGGAUAUUUCAUCUACAGUCACGAGAGCUGGGUCUCCUUCAUCAAAGAGAUGGACAGUUUUGUACAGGAGUUUGUGGCUGUGGUCAGGAAGUUGCCAGUGUGUAUCAGCGCUUUGCAGGACUUCUCCAAGCUCUCUGUUCCUACUGAGUACGAGUUGCUGGCUGUUUUCUGUUCGACCAAUCAGCUGCGACUCGAGCGGCUUCGCAGAGAUCUGGGUUUGGAUGCCUUGUAUAAGAGGUGUAAGUGUGUGCUGGAGAAGUUUCGUGCUCCUGAGCAGGAUCCGUGUUUCCAGGCCAUGGUGGGGACUGUGCUGUUCACACACACUGCUUUGGAGAUGCUGCAGAACUAUGACAGGAUCCAGGCAGCUGUGGAGAAAGUGGAGUUGCUGUGGAGACGUGUUUUCUCUAAUGCUCUUCUCCGACUGCAUGUCCUCCAGCUUCAGAGAGACUCCCAACAGGUUGUGUGUGAUAUGGAGUGUGUUAUACAGAAGAUGCGGUCAUACACACCUGAGGCACUGCGAGAUUCCAACACAGCCGAAACUCUGCAGCUGGAGUUUAACACAUCUGUGUGCACACGUGCUGGGGUGCUGGUGCGUCAGGCUGAGCACUUGUUAAACUCUGUAUCAGAGACUGAGGUUUUCAGAGAGAACGGAGGACACGAGUGGAUAAAUGAUCUGGAGAGACGUACAAAGGAACUCAGAGCAGUCACUGAGCUUCAGAACAGGAACCUGAACACCAUCUGCACCUUCCAUCACUGCUACCAUAAAAUCCAGCGGUGGUACCAUGUGGCAGUGUGUGAGAGCUUCCUUCAGGAUCUUCUGUGGAGAACUUGCUCGAUCAAAUAUGACCAAGAGGAAACUCUUCUCUCGCACAAGCAGACUGAAGUCUUCUCUGUGAUUGAAGCUUUUCUCAGGUCAAAUCCUCCUCCUGAGGUGGAGGAGCUACAGCAGAUGCUCCACCUGGCUAACGUUGUCCCUGAUGGACACCUGGAGAAAGCAGGAAAGCAGCUGACACACAGAUGUUCACGUUUACGCAAGUUGUUGUUCUCUCCCGGUUCCUCGACACUUCCUGACCUCCAGAUGGCUCUGCAGUGGCAGUACGAGUAUCUAAAGAGCAGAACUGUGGAGUUAACAUCUGACCCUCGUACUCCGAGUGAUCGGAGUGUCUUCAGAGAUUCCGAUUUAUUUCCACCUUCUGACACCGUCGUGUCUCGUCACAACAUUUACGGUUCUCCUCUGAGACUUCAGUCUGGAACAAAGCCACCGUCACUUAGCUCCUUUGAUUCUGGGUUUGAUGGAGCAGGAGGUGGUCACCUGGAAGCAGGAGGUGGGAAGUCGUGCCAGGAUGAAUCAUCCAGACUUAAAUCUCUCCUGCAUGUCAGUGAGGAGCAGGAGCAGGUCUCCAGCUCACCUGAAGCUCUCAGUGAGCAGAAAUCUCCUCGAGCUCCCAGUAUCCACAUCACGCCGAAUGUAAACGGAGACUCUGUAAACUUUGAGGUCACCAUGAAACGUUCAGCCACGCUUCCCAAAAACCCCUGGCUGAGUCUUCCUGUAGAUGAUCUGGAGAGCUGCUACACUGUGAUUAUCUCUCCCACGCAGCAGAAGAAGACCAGGAGCUGCGAUCGCUUAACACAGACCACCGAAACGAGUGUGUGUGAUCUUCAGGAUCAGAGUACCGAGUGGAGCCCCGUAGGUAACGUCCUCUCCAGCACCAUCACAGAUGGAGGACCUGGAACUGAAAGCUCAGAGGUGGUGCCCAGUCUCCUGUGGGACUCGUAUGAUCUGCGUGACUCUGAGAGCCUAUCACUCGGUGAGAGAGCUUCUGAAUGGGAAAUAAAAGAACAGCAGGAGCUCAGAACCGUGGAAGAAAUGCUGAGCCGAACUGCUGGAAUCCUGCAAGAAGAGGAGAGCGUUCUAGCUCAGGAGGAGAUCUUGGAUGUUCUACUGGAAGCAGACAGUCCAUACAAAAUGUGGCCUUCAUGGAGCAAAGCUUGUGAGUUUACUCAGAUGAACUCCUCUGACUUGGCUGAAGCAGGUGUGAUGGGAUUGGAGGACGAUGUUUUGUCUCAGGAUCAUACAAGUCUUCCUCAGAGUGGUGAACCUUCAUCAGUACCAGGCUCUGACUCGCUCGGUCACCUUCCAGCGGUAAAGGGAGGUCCGGAAAGAUCAGAGCUUUUGAAAGAUGUAGAAAAUCUGAAGACCUUGGAGGAAAAGCUUGUUGAAGAGAACCUGAAAAUCAACGAGAUGCAUCACUGUGAAUCUAAGGAAAGGACGUCAACUCUGAGCCUCGGUGAGGACAGGACGCGGUUCCUCGAGAAACUGGAACAAGAGAAGAAGGAAGUGGAGGAGAUGGAGAGGAACCUGAGCAUGGAGAUGAAGAAAAGCAAGCUAAAGUAUCUGAGCAAGGGACACAAACUUGUCAGGUGUUCCAUCAUGGGAACAGGUUCAGUGUUGAAAUCAGAGGAUGAAGCUCUCCUGAGGAACUGCAAACGUUUAACACAAGAUGCACAAGCCAUCAGUCAGAAGCCAUCAGACAUGGCUGCAGAUGUUCAGCACAGAUGUUCCCAUCCAGAAGCAUCACUUAACUGUAAAUGUUUGAAUGUUGCUGCAGAUUCUUCAGCCAAUGAUUCCAUAAACAUGAGCUUAAAUUUUGUGGCUCAGCAAAACGCCGACUCUCCUGCACCAUCAUCCAGAACGUCUGCUGUGCCUUCUGUCCUGGCAGCUGGUGGAUGUGAGACACACGAAUGUCCUGAUAUUGGACAAGCAAAAAAACUCUUAGAUCCUCAUGAUAUGAAAGAAGAAAGAUGUUUAAUCUUGGACUCGGCUGAAAAGUGUGGUGAAGAUCUCAAGGUGGAAACUCUAACAUCAGAGGACGUAUUGACCACUGCUUUUGAUCCUGGUGGUCCAACACCUCGUCCUCAAACUGUUCGACUGAAGUUACAGAGAAGUGCAGAUUCUGAAGACGACGCGUGCGACGCUACACACCAGACUGCUUCACAAUCAUCUGUUACUCCAUUAACCAAAGCGUGUAAGAUUCCAUGUAGAACCUCAACAGGCCCCAAAAACCUGAAUGCCAACAAUAACAAUCUUCACACUCAGGAUCUUGGGCUUGGGGGAGAGAACGUGCCUGAAGAACCUGAAGGGUCCGAAUGUAGCAACAGACCUGAAGAGUCAUGGUGUGAAGGUCUGGUCUCCACAAAUGAAUCCCCUGCAGGUGAAACAUCUGAGCUCUGUGAAACAGUGGAGAAAACCAAUCAUCAUGGUGACCGGGCUUUAACAAGACGUGUCUGCAGAUCACCAGAUCUUCAUCAACUUCAGAUCUGCACUAGAGAGAUGAGUGAGUUUCAGACCCCUGUGGUGUUGGACACCGGCUCCAGUUUGGUGAAAGCUGGCUUUGCCGACCAGGACCUGCCCACCACCGUCUUCCCCACCGCUGUGGGUCUGCCCAAGUACACGGAGGUGAUGAGUGUCAGUGUGGAGCGCGGUGUGUAUGUGGGACACGACGCUCAGCACAUGAGGGGGGUGUUAACACUUCAUUACCCAAUGAGGAACGGCGUGGUGUCCGACUGGGACCAGAUGGAGAUGAUUUGGAGUCAUGCCUUUGAGCAGUUGCGUGUGUGUAGUGAGGAUCACCCUGUGUUGCUGACGGAGGGAGUGUUGAGUGUCCGUGAGAACCGCCAGCGUUCUGUAGAGCUCAUGUUUGAGAACUUUAAUGUUCCUCUUGCGUACAUGGCACUGCAGCCUGUUCUGGCACUGUACGCCACCGGACGGACCACCGGUGUGGUGUUUGACUCUGGAGACGGUGUGAGUCACAGCGUCCCUGUGUUUGAUGGUUACUGUCUAUCUCACGCUAUUCAGCGUUUUAAUCUAGCAGGAAAUGACAUCACACUGCAGCUCAAACAGCUGUUGACAGAACAGGGUGUGUGCAUGCGGACGUCUGCUGAGAUGGAGCUUGUGCGUGAAAUGAAGGAAAAAUGCUGCUUUGUGGCUCUCAACUAUGAGGCGGAGCUUAGUGGAAGAGGCGGGGCCAAUGCACAGGUGCAUUACACUCUACCGGACGGACACGUCGUCUCCGUGACGACUGAAAGGUUCAGAGCUCCAGAGAUCCUGUUCAGGCCGGAGCUGAUUGGUCAGGAUUAUUAUGGGAUGCACGAGAGCAUUUUCAGGUCAGUUCUUCAGUCAGACGUCGACCUGCGCAGGGAUCUGGUGGGAAACAUCGUCCUCUCAGGUGGGAACACGCUGCUUGCUGGACUUCCUGAACGUCUGCAGCGUGAGAUCAGUGCUUUGGCCCCAGCAGGUUUGGGCGAGAGGGUAAAGGUCACGAGUCCUCCGGGUCGAGAUUUCUCCGUGUGGAGAGGAGGAGCUGUGCUCGCCAACAUGCCGUCCUUCUGCUCAGCCUGGAUCAGUCAGGACGAGUACGAGGAAUUCGGACCCCAGAUUGUCUUCAGGAAGUGUUUCUGAGCUGGUCUACAGAACCUGCAGCAGAGCUUUUAGAAAAGCGUUCAGGAACCAAACAGGAAGUGGUUCAGACGCCAGUUGUUUUAAAUCUAGAGAAUUUUGCUUCAGAUUGUCUUCAGAAAGCCGUCAGACUCCCUCAUGUGAGAACUCUGUGAAGAUCUGAGCUCUUUUACAGAGGAGACUUUUCUGUUCAGAGGUGUGGAGGGAGUCGGAGGUCCACGUCGUGCCUCUGGGGCAUCUUCACCCCUGGGCAUCGUUUACAGCAGGAACCUCUGAUGCUCUUCAUAAGUCUGAGCAGCAGAAGGUUCUGUUUGUGUGUGAAAUUCUCCUGAAGUGAUUUUAUUAUAUAUAUAUUUUCUCUGUAUGUUUGUUUUCCUUGCUGAACUUUAAUGUGUGUUGUGUUGAGACUCGCACCUUCAGGAUCUCUGCAGAUUCCAUAAACAUGGAUUUUUACUAAUAAUGAAAUCGGCUUGUUGGAAAAAUUAAGUAUAUUUCUUUGAAUGUAAAGUAACUUUGUAAAUGUUUACGUGUUUUAAAUGGGGAUUUGUGUGGAAGACGAGCUGGGGACGAGGACGAGGACGAGACGAGACGAGCUGCAGAACUGGAUCAUGGUGAUCAUGUCCAACACUUUACUUAACGUGGGAUUGUGUGCUGGUGUCUUAUGGAUUUACUCCUCUCUCUGUGUGUGUGUGUGUGUGUGUGUGUGUGUGUGUGUGUGUGUGACGUGUUGCUGUAAAGAUCAAUACAAACUGGAUUUGUUGUGUUUUUGUACUUGAUGGUAAAGCUGUGUGCUGGUCACAUGAUUCUCUGUAUGUUUAUAUACUCGUUAUGUCCCCCGUUUUCAUGGACGAUGUCUCAGACGGUUAUUAGCGCAGCCCCGCUGUCCUGGUCCAGGCUCCUCUGGGCUGCUGUGUUGUGUAUUUGUGUGCUUUUUUCCACGUUGUGUGUAAUUGUUCACUGGGAUUAAAGUGUGCUGGUGUUUAGUAAUAUAAAUAUUGCAGGUCAGAGGUCAGGGGUCAAGGGUUAAUGUAAGCGUGUAAUGUGUAGUCAGCUCAUGUUCGUCCCAAAUCCCACAUCACUGUGUUGUAACUGAUUUUAAAUAAUAAAUAUUUCUCAAUA
This is a messenger RNA of Tachysurus fulvidraco (yellow catfish), 6224 nucleotides long. RefSeq lists its product as uncharacterized. The record is from RefSeq and is a predicted model, not a curated record. The coding region runs from base 159 to 5108 and encodes 1649 amino acids. The transcript is spliced from 20 exons. NCBI's taxonomy places the organism in Eukaryota, Metazoa, Chordata, Actinopteri, Siluriformes, Bagridae.